CUCAGCGCAGCCCGGCUCGGCGGCGCUCGCCGCUCCCGCUUCCCCGGCCCGGGCUCUUUGUCGGCGGGUGCCGGCGGGGGUCGGUAGCGCCAUGUCCUCCCCCAAGAAUGGCUUCUACCGGCAGGAGAUCACCAAGACCCUCUGGGAAGUGCGGGACCGCUACCGGGACUUGCAGCCGGUGGGGUCCGGCGCCUACGGAGCCGUGUGCUCAGCCGUCGAUGGAAGAAGUGGUACCAAAGUGGCCAUUAAGAAGUUGUACCGCCCAUUUCAGUCUGAACUUUUUGCCAAACGAGCUUACCGWGAGCUGCGUCUCCUGAAACACAUGAAGCAUGAAAACGUCAUUGGAAUUUUGGAUGUGUUCACACCAGAUCUAACACUGGAGAAGUUUAAUGACUUCUACCUCGUCAUGCCAUUUAUGGGAACAGACUUGAGUAAGAUAAUGAAGCAUGAGAAACUAACUGAAGAUCGAAUCCAGUUCCUGGUAUAUCAGAUGUUGAAAGGCUUAAAGUAUAUUCACUCAUCAGGCAUAAUUCACAGGGAUCUGAAGCCGGGAAACUUGGCAGUAAAUGAAGACUGUGAAUUGAAGAUUCUGGAUUUUGGAUUGGCAAGGCAUACAGACAGUGAGAUGACUGGCUAUGUGGUUACAAGGUGGUACAGAGCCCCAGAGGUCAUACUGAACUGGAUGCAUUAUACUCAGACAGUUGACAUCUGGUCUGUGGGUUGUAUAAUGGCUGAGAUGAUCACAGGGAGACCUCUGUUCAAGGGAAAUGAUCAUCUGGACCAACUCACAGAAAUAAUGAAAAUAACAGGUACCCCAACUCAGGAUUUUGUUCAAAAAUUGCACAGUCAAGAUGCAAAAAAUUAUAUCAAAAGCCUCCCAAAAGUACAGAAGAAAGAUUUUGCAUCCAUCCUGAAGUACACAAAUCCUUUGGCUGUAAACCUUUUGGAGAAGAUGCUGGUGCUGGAUGCAGAGAAGCGAGUCACAGCAGCUGAGGCUUUGAUGCAUCCUUACUUUGAAACAAUUCACGAUCCUGAGGAAGAAAUUGACGCUGAGAAAUACGAYGAUACAUUUGAUAACAUGGAACUUCCCCUAGAUGAGUGGAAGCGCAUUACAUAUAAAGAGAUAUUGAACUUCAAGSCACCACAGACAUCGGACUCAAAGGAGACAGCAGUGUAAUUGCAUGGCUCAGUAUUUUCAGAACUCUGAGGAAAACAGAAAAGUUGUAAAUGUUUUGGCAUUCCAGGUGUAUAAAACUUUUUAUAAAUAAACUCUAUGUAAUCUGUUUCAUCUGCACUGUAAGAAAGAGCAAUGUCCUUUACUCUGCAUGUGCAAGUUGGUGCCUUUGGGAGUAGCAUUUCAAAAAUAGCCAGAAACUGCCCUUUUGCACAAAAGGACUCAGACUGCAAUAACGUGGUGCCCUCCUCAAAAGAGCAGGACUAUUUCUUCAACUCAGAGAUCAGAAGAAUACAAGUUACCACCCCAAGCAAACUGAGGACACAGUGUGUCAGAGAAGUGCUGUGACUGCUCUCCAAGGCCACUGAACCAUCUUGAACGCAAGAAGUAUUCAUGUUACUUCCUCUGGAAUAUUUCACUUUGCUGAAAUGCUUGGGAAGGCUAAACAUCUGUUACCUCAGGUACUGCAGUAGGUAGCACAGACACAGCCCAAAUUAAUUCCUGUGUCCCCUGUCUUGUGGCACUGGAAGAGAACCUCAGAAGUGUCAGUGUCCUACAUAUUUUUAAAGUAACCAGCAUAGCAGGACAAGAUUUCAUAAACUCACUAGGUAGACAGUCACURGAUAUACUGGAUAUAAUCACUGUAUAAUAUUUUUCUCUAAAUAAGUGCAGUUUCUUUUUAUAAUAGACUAGGGAUCAAGGAUUUCCAGGGAAAAAUUCUUYAGAUUUUCUAAAAUUUUUCUAACAUGUUACUAUCGAAAUUAUCUCAGACCAUGUACUGGUUAUAGAAAAUCAGUGCUGAUUUUGAAAAUAAAGCUUCAUGUGGUUCACUUUAUAGAAAAACAAAAUGAGGACCAAAAUUAUACACUGCAGCUCUUUGUUGGGAAUACCUGCAGCAAGCCGUUUUUUUUCACAGUGUACAAAGCUGUUACCAGGUGAGGAAUAAUAACCGUUCCUUUUUUUUAUCCUUAUGAACUCAUCUUGCUUGGGAAAACUUUCAUACCUUCUGUUGAGAAGUACCUUAGCAGAAGGAGUCAGCUUCCUGAUGGGAUAUAUUGCUUAGAUGCUUCAUGAGUUCCUCUUACUGUCCUGUUACUGUAUUUUCCUAGAUGCUUUGUUUGCAAGGAUCUCUGAGAGAUAGGAAAAAGAAUUGGCAAACCUUUGUGAAGAAUUUCUGUGUGAAAUUGCUUGUCUUUCUUAAUGGUAGCGUCUUUACAAUCGAUGUUUGGAUGUGGGUUAUUCCAAAUGUAAUAUGCUGUGUUGUGUUACCACUCAGUGAAAUGUAUGGGAAGGAAGAUAUUUGAUCUUAGCAGGAAAAAAAGAAAUUCCUUGGAGGUUUUUUUUUGCUUUAAUAUCCAAUAUAAACCGUAAGUUUAAUAAAGGCAUGGUUAUUCUGUUUUUUUCAAUGGAUGUUUGAAUUAAACACCUGUAAAUACUAUCAUUUUAAAAAUUGUUUGUGAUGAGUGUUGAUUAGCUGAGGUGGCCAGCUGAGAGACUAAAUAGUAACAGAAACCUUGAAUUCAUGUAUUUGACAAGCCAUUAAAAAACUACAGCUUCAGGAAAGUGUGGGGAAAAAAAGRCAGACAAUAAAUUGAAUCAAAAUAUUUUUCCAAACUACAGGUUCCUCACAGAGGAAGACACCCUUAAGAGUCAUACCCCAUUUUGCACUAUAGAYUUUCUGCUUGGUCUGCACUUUUAUGUUAAAUAGAAACUUUAUCUUUUACAGGAUAGAUGUUUUCUCUUAGAAGCUUUAAAGUCCUCUUAAAACCRUGGGGGAAAGGUGCCUAUUGGAAUAGUGAUGUUGAUAGAGCCAGUCAAUAGGAAAUGAAAAAUGUCAAACACUUACUUGAAAAUGCUGCCUCUGUAUUUAGAUGGAUUUCAACAUCCUAAAUUCUAGCAAAUGACUGAAGUCUGGAGAUAAUACAGAUGACUCAAUUGUUACUCAGGGGGAGAAUGUUUUUAAUUGAAAAACUGCUUUUCAUUUUCUUCCUAAAGGCCAAUACUUCAGUGGGCAUUUCCACACAGUCAAACCCUAAAAUCCUCCAUUGGCUGAGGUGAACUUUUCCCUCUCUUAAUUUUAACUUAGUGUUUGGAGAAACAGUCAGCACACAUGAAAAAAACAUGGAAGAUAAUUUAAGUUUUUCUUGGUAGUAGAGAAACACAGAACUYUUAAAAUAACUGAAGACUUUGAUGCAUAUGUCAGCAAAGACAGAAGUACUGCUGUGCCAUCAGCAAACAGCUAAGGCAAAAUCAAGUUGGUCAAGAAGUUUCUGUGAAGAGAUUGAAUUCUGCAAAAAUGUCUCUAAAUGGCAAUAGAGAUCAUUAAAAGAAAUGAAGUGAAAGCAGAAAUAUUUUGCAGCGGAAAAGUCUCUCUCCUAAGGGAGAUACAACAGUUCCUAAGUUUUUAUUUGCUAUUCCUACUGGUGCUAAGCAGCUCAGGAAUAAGAACCCAGAUUCUGUUUGCCUUAAAAGAGACAUGUAAAUACAUUCUGCAUGUAUUUGAAAUGUAUUGUGAUAAAUAAAGAU
This is a messenger RNA of Malurus melanocephalus (red-backed fairy wren), 3700 nucleotides long. RefSeq names its product mitogen-activated protein kinase 12 (gene MAPK12). The record is from RefSeq and is a predicted model, not a curated record. Gene Ontology annotation, cellular component: cytoplasm; nucleus. Bases 92 to 1177 code for a protein of 361 amino acids. Gene Ontology annotation, molecular function: MAP kinase activity; ATP binding. Gene Ontology annotation, biological process: MAPK cascade; protein phosphorylation. Lineage: Eukaryota; Metazoa; Chordata; Aves; Passeriformes; Maluridae. The transcript has 12 exons.